Messenger RNA from Clupea harengus (Atlantic herring), 2334 nucleotides. It is a transcript of the gene pank1a, whose product is annotated as pantothenate kinase 1a. The record is from RefSeq and is a predicted model, not a curated record. Lineage: Eukaryota; Metazoa; Chordata; Actinopteri; Clupeiformes; Clupeidae. Gene Ontology annotation, molecular function: ATP binding; pantothenate kinase activity. Gene Ontology annotation, biological process: coenzyme A biosynthetic process. Gene Ontology annotation, cellular component: nucleus; cytosol.
UAUGUUGGCACUGUGUCAUUGGGUUAAUGUGAUGUUUCAGAUCUCAACAGCGUGGCUGUAAUGACUAGGCUACCUGGUUACAACGCUGACAUUGACUUUAGGAUUGUUUGCUGCUUUUGCGGAAUGUCUCAGUGUGACGGGAUCAUAAUAAUUAUUACACGAUUGAUUGAUUUCCUUGGACUACUGAGCAACAGUUUCGGUCUUGACGGCUAUUGCCCGAAUAUAAGCAUGGUGUCCCUCUACUGCAUAAACAUACAGUCGGUUUUAGAUGCUAAUUUUGCAGUCUUCAUCUCUCUUAUCUGUUCCAGUGAUAAUGUUUAUUAUUUGAGCAGAGUCAGAUGUGCCUUUGACAUUUUGUUCUGUAGGUUGCACGUUUAAAAACUCAUGUCCUCCUUUGUUUUUGUGAAACCUUUGAGAUUGUUCAGGACUUUCUGUGAUUGGACAACCGAGAGUCAGGAGGUGUGUGGAAAUCACUUGAGACAGAAAGGCUUGACGUAUUUCAACCAAUCAGGUUUCAGUGUUUGGCUGCGCGAGGUUGUGUUAAAGGGGCCAAUGAACCACCUAUUGUAAAUAUGCAGAAUAUUCCCCCUUCCUGCUAUUUUCCCUAAGAAACAUAAACUUUCGAGGUUCUCAGACACUGCGAGAAAACCACCCUCAAGCGAAGUAUCGUUUGAUUGCCAGGAUUUAUAAUUGAAGGAUUUAUAAAAACGUAUUCUGGUGUCAAGGCUGACAAUCUAUUUUUAACUAACCUACUGUAACGUUGUUUGCUCACCUGAGCAUCACAUCAUGAAACUAAUUAGCAUCAAAAAACCAGCCUUCCCCUGGUUUGGCAUGGACAUCGGUGGGACGCUGGUGAAGCUGGUCUAUUUCGAGCCCAAAGACAUCACAGCGGAGGAGGAGCAGGAGGAGGUGGAGAACUUGAAGAGCAUCCGCCGCUACCUGACCUCCAACACGGCCUACGGCAAGACGGGCGUCCGCGACGUGCACCUGGAGCUGCGCAACCUGACCAUCUGCGGCCGCACCGGCAACCUGCACUUCAUCCGCUUCCCCACUCUGGCCAUGCACCGCUUCAUCCAGAUGGGCAGCGACAAAAACUUCUCCAGCCUCCACACCACCCUCUGUGCCACCGGCGGAGGCGCCUACAAGUUCGAGAGCGACUUCAUGACGGUGGCAGAUCUGGAGCUGCUGAAGCUGGAUGAGCUGGACUGCCUGAUCCAUGGCCUGCUCUACGUCGACUCUGUAGGCUUCAACGGGCACCCCGAGUGCUACUACUUCGAGAACCCCUCAGACACCCAGAACUGUGUCAAGAAGCCCUGUUGCCUUGACAACCCCUUCCCCAUGCUGCUGGUCAACAUUGGCUCAGGGGUGAGCAUCCUGGCCGUCUACUCCAAGGACAACUACAAACGCGUCACAGGAACCAGCCUGGGUGGUGGCACGUUUCUGGGCCUGUGCUGUCUGCUGACGGGCUGCGAGACCUUUGAGGAGGCCCUGGAGAUGGCCAGCAAAGGUGACAGCUCCAACGUGGACAAGCUGGUGAAGGACAUCUACGGGGGGGACUACGAGCGCUUCGGUCUGCAGGGGUCGGCUGUGGCCUCCAGUUUUGGGCACAUGAUGAGCAAAGAGAAGAGAGAGAGCAUCUCCAAAGAGGACCUAGCCAGAGCGACUCUGGUGACCAUCACCAACAACAUCGGCUCCAUCGCACGCAUGUGUGCAGUCAAUGAGAAAAUUGAGCGAGUUGUGUUUGUGGGCAAUUUCUUGCGGAUAAACACAGUGUCAACCAAGUUGCUGGCCUACGCCAUGGACUUCUGGUCUAAGGGCCAGCUCAAGGCUCUGUUCCUAGAGCAUGAGGGGUAUUUCGGAGCCGUUGGGGCAUUUCUAGAGCUGCUGAAGUCUUCGGAGGAAGCUUAAGAAGUGACACUUGAACCGCUGCCCAGACAAAAGCUGCUGAAUGGUUUCCUAAUGGAGACCUGCACAGGAAAAUGGGAAUUCUGGGGAAAACUGGGAAUACUUGGAGAAGCCAUGUAAUAAUUGAACUGUAAAUAUUCUAAACACUAUUCCCCUUCCCUGCUCCGGACCCCUUUUAAAAGAGAGUUUUAUAUGACUAACUUAAGGCCUUGUUCUGUCUUUGAGACACACAAGAUUUUGUUUUUGUUUUGUCUGUUUUUUCUGUUUUGGUGUUUCUUUGGUACUGCAUGUAAAUAUUAAUAAAAAUGUGUUUUUUAGAGUGUUCACUAAAUGCCAAACCUGCUGAGAUGUAAUGAGGGUUGGAACCUCCUGGCAGGCUGUACUGUACACCAGAGAGAGAAGCCUUCCUUCUUUCAAACCCCCCCCCCC